CCUCCCCGGCCCGGUCCGCCCCGGCCCGGCCCGCUGCCAGCUGUUUCUGGCUUUGGCAGCAGAGAGAGGAGAGGAGGACGAGGCCGCUGGUCGGAGUCAUGAAGCGGCAGCUGGAGAUCGCCGCCCUCGGCGUGGCCGCCGCAGGUUGGCUGGCCGCCGUCCUCACUCGCUGCCUGGCGCUGUGGACGGUCAGCGGGACGCUCAACAACCAGACAGCCAGCCUGCCUGCCUACUGGGAUGGAGUGUGGCUACAGUGGGAUCACUGGGAUCUGGCCCACGACGGCAGCCUGCACUGCUCUUUCUACCAAUCCCUGAUGUCUCUUUCUGGAAGUUUUCGCACGUGGAGGGCUCUCAUCAUGGCCGCCAUUGGAGUCGGGGGCUUCGCCAUGGUGGUCGGAGGAGUGGGGCUGGUUUGGUUCCCCGGGAGGGGCCAGAUCAAGGUGUUUUCUGGGAGUUUUUUCAUCCUGGCUGGGAUCCUGUUGCUGGUUCCCACCGCCUGGACGUGCCACCACACCAGCCAGCCACUAGAGGGCGCGGUGCCGCUCAGGAGAGACUGGGGACCUGCUCUGUAUCUCGGAUGGAUCUCCUUCGCAUUGAUGCUGGUCGCCGGGGUAUUUCUGACCACCAGGUGCCCCACCGCUGGGGUUCAGGAGGGGCAGCCUGGCGGCGGCCUGAGCCGGGAUGAGGAGGCCAGCAACCCGCUGAGCACCAUCAACAGAACCGCGUUCACAAACAGCCAAUACAACCGCAGGUCACCGCCCAUCUGACCGAACUGGACCGCACAGCAGAACCAAUGAACAGUGAAAUUAAUGCUCUCAGGAAAACUUCUGACUGCACUUUUUUUUUUUUUUUUUAAAGAUGUAAAGGGUUAGAAUUAACUUAAAUGAGCAGAACUGCACAUACUUUAUUAACAGGGGUGAGUUUUGCUGUGUUUUCUUCUACUUUAACAAACUCUCUGUCUUUCUUUAUUAUUUCUACCCGAGUAAAACAAACAGUGACGUGUUUCUACGUACAACGGCUCUCGGAUAUUGAGAAACGAUCAUUUCCUGGAUGCGUUUCCACUUCAGAUGAGCGCAAAACUGUCAAUAUAAUGUAAAAAAAAAGAAAAAAAAAAGGUUAAUUUUGCAAUUGACUGCGAAGAAGGAAGUGCUGAUCACAGCAGAAAAUCGACUCAUCGUUUACUAUGAUGGAGCAUUAGGACUAUUGAGGAUAGAAAAGAAAGUAGGAGCAAAUUUCCAUCAAAAACUCAGAAAUUUAGAGAUUAAUCUUAGAAAUUGUCUACAAAAACCCUGGAAUUUCUGAGCUCAAUUUUCAAAAGUCCAAAUUUUUACAUUUUAGAGCUCAGAAAUGUAACAGUUCCUUCUAGAAAAUAUGUGAAAUUAAUCUCAAAAUUUGAGUUUUUUUUCUUGCACAUCUUUGACUUUUAGAGCUCUGAAAUUUACAACUUUUUUCUGGAACAGUGGUGACCAACGUGGGUCCUGGAGGCCCGGCAUCCUGGUGCUUUAGUUCUCUCCCUGGUUUAACACACCUGGAUCCAAUGAUGGCUCGUUAGAAGAAUAAGCCGAACUUGCUGAGAAGGUUGUUACCAUCACCAGGGAGAGAACUAAAACAUGUCGGAUGCCGGCCCUCGAGGACCGACUUUGGACACCCCUGUUCUAAAACAUUCUGAGAUCUAAAAAUUUUCUUGCUAAUUCUUUUGCUUUUGGGCAGAAAUGUACUCCUUUCUUUUUCUAUCCACAAUUUCCCUAACACACCGUCAAAUUCCCCCCCCCCCCAACUUCUCUUUCUGCUUUCUGAUUGGCUGGUUGAAAUUCUACCGGAGGAAUCCAAGUGAAUGGGAGAAAAGCCAGAAUAUGCUGUGAAGCGAGAUUUAAUCGUUCAGUUUUGUUUAUUUCUUGAAUCCAAACAUACCACAGUAAUAAACUAAACUCUGUUUAGUGUUGCUAUGACAACACCAAACAUUGUUGGAUAAUUUCAUAUGACUGCAAAGUAAACUCUUUAAAACAAACUACUGUUUGCAGAGAUGGGUAGCAACUAGCUACAUUUACUUGAGUAACUUUUUGGGAAAAUAUACUUUUAGAAGAAUUUUACUACCUGUACUUUUUAGUUUUACUUGAGUAAUUUUACUAUGAAGUGUUGCUACUUUAGUAAAAUUUCUGUGUUCUCUACUGUUCAACCUUAUUUUACCCAAAAGUUUUAUAUUGAAAUAAUUAGAUUUGUAACAAUAUUUAUAUGAAUUGUUUUCAUUUUGGUUUUACAAACAUUUCCACAUAACUUUACAUUUUGGUCCAUCUGAUGAUGUAAAUUUGAAAUAUCAAAUACUUUUUCUUGGACAGCUACUUUCUUCUCGAGUAAAAACAUGUUGAAGUAGUUCUACUUUUUACUAGAGUAUAAUUUUUGGCUUCUCUUCUGAUCUGCAGACUAAACUGAAUCAGACGUGAUGGAAACAGUUUGAAGAGGGAUUAGUGAAGGAUUUAUUCGUUUUUACAGCAGAGCAAUAAACUUUAGACCAAAUAGAUCUGCUCAGAGUUUCAUUUUCCCUGCAGUUGAACAAAAUGACGACUGAUAAAAUUCAUCCAUUUCGUAUAUUUGAUCUCAGACUGUUGUGUUUGGCUGAACUGGAAUCAGACGCAGUGCGACAGAAACUCAAGGCGUGUUGGAACACGACCCAAAGCACAAACAGGAAGGGCGGCGUUCAGUUGCCGUUUUGUUCCCUGAAUCAAAGUCGCAGCCUUUAAAAAAAAGCACAAAAGUUUUGAAAUUAUACUUGUAUAUUUCUGCAGCUUUACGGUUCCUCUGUGUUUCUUUAAAUCUGAUUUCAUGUAGAAAAUCUGCUGGAUUUAACCUCGACUUUUCAGACUCUGUCAAAUGUCGACGUAGGAUGUAAAACAAUAACAAAUGUAUUUUAUUUAGUCAUCAACUCAUCCAAAUUUAACACCGACAGCCAAAGAAGCCUGACUCUUUAAAACUUUCUGCUUCAACUUUAAAUGAAACAAAAUCAUUUUAAACUUCAGAUUUAAAAUUGUUUAGUAAAAUCAUCAUGUCUGUUUUUCCUUUUAGCUUUGUGUGUUGAUUCUGCUUCAGAAGAUGCAAAUAAACAUCUGAUUUUCCA
This is a messenger RNA of Poecilia reticulata (guppy), 3112 nucleotides long. Its product is annotated as claudin-4-like. Gene Ontology annotation, molecular function: structural molecule activity. Gene Ontology annotation, cellular component: membrane; bicellular tight junction. NCBI's taxonomy places the organism in Eukaryota, Metazoa, Chordata, Actinopteri, Cyprinodontiformes, Poeciliidae. The record is from RefSeq and is a predicted model, not a curated record.